This is a messenger RNA of Xiphias gladius (swordfish), 2037 nucleotides long. It is a transcript of the gene leap2, whose product is annotated as liver-expressed antimicrobial peptide 2. NCBI's taxonomy places the organism in Eukaryota, Metazoa, Chordata, Actinopteri, Istiophoriformes, Xiphiidae. The record is from RefSeq and is a predicted model, not a curated record. The transcript is spliced from 3 exons. Gene Ontology annotation, biological process: defense response to bacterium; antimicrobial humoral immune response mediated by antimicrobial peptide. Bases 246 to 566 code for a protein of 106 amino acids.
GAGUCCGGCUGACUUAAGAGACUUCCAGCAAACCUGCGACUAACAUAAACCCCCGACUGAACCUGACUUCGCAACAGGCCCCCCCCCGAGACUCGCUACGUGCACUGGUUGAGUCCUCACGAGAUUUCUGAAGGGCCCGCUCGAGGUCAGAUUCCCUCCAGGCUGAAGAGCGGCAGGUCACUAAGAGGAAGAAAGUCACAUCGCCAAACACCUGAGGGCACUGAACUCUGCCAUAGGGUGUAAAGAUGCAGCAGAGACGCCUUUUCGCCCAAAGGAAAGCAGCAGCAGCACUGUGCAUUGUGCUGUUAAUGCUGGCUCAGCAGGUGCGUGCAGGUCCGUUGGCCUCCCAGGUGCAGUCCGGCUCUGACCAGAGUGCAGAUUCGAGGGGGGAACCCAGCAUCCACAGACUGAGGAGGGUAGCUCGGAUGACCCCGCUGUGGAGAGUCAUGAACAGUAAACCAUUCGGAGCUCACUGCCAAGACAACUUUGAAUGCUCCACAGGACUCUGCAGGGCGGGACACUGCUCCAUCAUCCGCCGCUCCCCCUCGGAGCCCGUCCACUACUAGACGUCCUUGGACGCAACCAGCGUGUUUACAUGAGUGCACAGCCGUAAUCCUUGCGAGGGGUUCCGAUGACUGGGAUAUAAAACUUAUCCAGGGUUUUCUAUUUAUAUGUGCCAAUAUGUUUCUGAUGAUAUCUAAAUGUUUAUAUGGAUUUACACAGCGGUUAGUUAUGUCCAAGAAAAAGCACGUCACGGGGGAAGUUCACUGCUCCACCUGAUUCAUUUUAAAAGGCGAAAACGAGAAAUAUCACUUGAAUACAAGAUAUUAGGAGGUGGACUGAGGCAAUGGGUAAAGUGCAAAAAUGUAAGAAGGGAGUCAUUUAGCCUUUAUACUUGAUAUUUUCCAUGAUAGGAAAUGAUAUGAUCAGUGAGGAAGGUUUUUUAACAAAGGUGCAAACAACUAAGAAAAACUUGUAUUUCUACAGCUAUGGACCAAAAAUCUUUCAGCCCUGAUCUCAGAGCUCUGUCCUGCCGGUUACCGCAGCCUUGAACUUGCCUCCAGAAACGAUAUAAUUAGGUCUGAUGUCUGCGUAGCUUAUCAACAGGGUUUUUUUUUAAUGUCGACAGCCCGUUUUUUUCACUGGUACCUUAUGACGAUAUCAUGAUGUGACGAUGUUUCAGAAACUAUUAUUAACGCAAUUUAAAAAUUCUAGCAGUGCAAAAUUUUGAGGCGCAAAGCUGUCUCCAGACACGGAGAGCCCUUGACCUCUAAAAUUUUCCCGGGUUGCAUCAUAAAUGUCGUGUCGUGCUCGAUAAGUUAUCGCUUGGCUGCGUGCCGAGAAAAGUCGUAUCAUUCCACUGAUAAUGUGCUGCUUGGAAACACACACACGCUUCCCUUUUUACCAAGAGGAACCGUUCGGUUUAGUUUGCUAAUGUACUGUCAGAGAGAUGUAAUCCUGGUUUGCUGUUACAGCACUUUGCCAGGCUGGUUAUAAUUUUUCUUUGCAAAUUCUGGCAUCCACUUAACAUAAGAAUUAAAAAAAAAAAAUACACAUAUUUGACAAUCAGGUACCUAAAUUGUGGCUUAAAUCAACAUCUACUGGUAACCAGCAGGAACAUUAACAACGCUGUAAAGACAGAUUUUCACAAUAGACCAGUAGUUUCACAUAUUAGUCACAGAGCAAAUCAAUUAAAGCGCUUGACAACAAGGCUAAAUAAAAAAAAGAAAAAAAAAAAGAAGCAAAUGACGUGGAGCUGGCCUUUAGCCUCUGAACACACCAGCAGUUCGGGAAUGCAGAGCACACGGUGUGUUUUGUAUUCCAGAAAUUUCAGUAACGGCUGAGUCAUUGGUAUUAAUCAACAAGCUUUACAAACCCCCCGACAGACCGGCUUCGGCCAAAAGGAAAAUGUACCCGUUUUCCCCUUUAACAAAGCAGCCCAACACAAUUUAAACUGUAAGAUCAGACGCUUGAUGCAUCGGGGUCACAGUCGACUGUCAGAGGCAUCAAAAGCUUUCUAGAGAGGAAGAAGAAAGU